AUGGGGGCGCCUGCCGGGAGGGAAGGGACUCGGACAGCACACCCUGAACACAGGGCAACAGCUCUGGAGGAGGAUCGUUGGAGGGGGCGUGCAAAGGGCGGUGGUCGGAGCCGCAGGACAGAGAGGGCCAAUACCAAGAGCGACCAGCACCAAAAUCGGCACUACACUAUGGUGUGCAGCGGGCCUGCUGCGAACGGAGGGUUCGUAUGCUCGGAUGCAGCAACCACGGGCGAGCGGGACCAGGCACGGAGGGUCGAUGGUGGUGGUGGCGCAAUGGGGAGGGGAUCGAGGGCGCAGCAGACGGACGUGUGGGUGUGGUGCUGCAGCGAAGGGGCGAUCUCGGGCGAGGUCGAAUGGUUCUCGAAGACAGCUAGCACUGCGAGGCUUGCGUGA
This is a messenger RNA of Gaeumannomyces tritici R3-111a-1, 393 nucleotides long. RefSeq lists its product as hypothetical. The transcript has a single exon. NCBI's taxonomy places the organism in Eukaryota, Fungi, Ascomycota, Sordariomycetes, Magnaporthales, Magnaporthaceae. Bases 1 to 393 code for a protein of 130 amino acids. The record is from RefSeq and is a predicted model, not a curated record.